Ceraceosorus guamensis is the source of this 318-nucleotide messenger RNA. RefSeq lists its product as hypothetical. The coding region runs from base 54 to 278 and encodes 74 amino acids. The record is from RefSeq and is a predicted model, not a curated record. The transcript has a single exon. Lineage: Eukaryota; Fungi; Basidiomycota; Exobasidiomycetes; Ceraceosorales; Ceraceosoraceae.
UACAAGUCCUGAAUUUUGAAUUGUUGAAUGUGAGUCACGAGUGCGAAAGCUGAAUGCAACUCAAGACUCAAGAAAAGGUGACACAAGCGAGAUGGCCUGGACUUCUCUCGCUCGGUCUCCUCUCUCUACACGCGCACCGCUCGGGCACCGCCUACCAGAGAAGACGAGCCAGCCUAGAUUCGCGCUUGGAUGCUGAUUCAAGAUUGAGCUUUGUUGAGACUGACCGGACCCUCCUCUGCCGCCGGCUGAUGCGCUUCAAGACCCUGUCCGGCUCGUGAAGGGCCGCGCGCGCGCGCGCCCGGCCCCCCCCCCCCCCCC